ACACUUAAGUUUCUAAUGCAUAAUAAUUAGCCUAUAUCUAACAAUUUUAUACAUGCAGGGACUCCCAAAUGGACAGCAUAAAAUCAGCCAUUGAUAUUGUGAAGGACGUUGGCCCUACCGUUCGGAGAUAUGUCAAGUAUCAAUUUUGCCCCAAAGAUUACGUGGAUCAAUUCGUAGAAGUGCAAGAGAGGCUGGAGCGCCAACUAGAUGACGUUGAGGCAAAAUUAAACACACAACUUAACCAGCCCGGCAAGAAAGCAGCGAGCCAAGUUGACAAUUGGCGGGAGGGAGUGCGCAAAGAAACUGCUGUAAAGGUUGAAGAUCUGACCUGUAAAGGAGGCUGUUUCACAUAUAUUUGCUCAUCAAGAAAGCUCGAUAAAAAGACUCAAGCACUGAAUAAAGGAAUAUAUAUGCAGGGAGAAGAUUACACUAAUGAUGGACAGAGUUUGGUCAUAGAUGAUCACUCAAUUGAGUAUUGCAAAAGUGUAUUAAAAAAAGAGCAAGAGCAGCUGAAGCUUCGGCAAAAAGACAUUGAGGCAAGAUUGGAGACUCAACGUAUGCAACCUGGAAAGAUUGCAAGGAAGGAAGUUGAAGACUGGAUGCAGAAAUCAUGCCAUCAAAUUGCUAUAAAGGUUGAAGACCUUAUCAGCCAAGGGGAAUGUUCUUCAUCAUCCAACCUCGAGAAAAAGAUUGAAGAAUUGAAGCAAACAUUUAAUCAAGGAGAAAAAUACACUAAUGCUGGUGAGAAUUUGGUCGUAGAUGAUCACUCAAUGGGGUAUUGUGUACAUGUGUUCAAAGACAAGCAAGGGAGGCUGAACCACCACAAGGAACUCAUUGAAGCAAAUUUGAAGACUCAGUGCAUGCAGCCUGGAAAGAUUGCAAGGAAGGAUGUUACAGAGUGGCUGGAGAAAGCAGGCCAACUGAUUGCCAUAAAGGUUGAAGAUCUGAUCAGCGAAGGGGAAUGUUCCUCAUCAACCAACCUCUGGAAAAAAAUUGAAGAAUUGAGGCAAAUACUUGAGCAAGGAAAAGAAUUCACUAAUGCUGGUGUGACUUUGGUCAUAGAUGAUCACUCAAACAAAGGGGUUCCACUACUUGUUGAAGAAUGCAGGGGCAGGGAUGAUAUACAAGAUCAAAUUCUGGAAUGGUUGAAGGGAGAUGAGGUUACAAGAAUUGCAGUUUCAGGAAUGGGCGGUGUGGGCAAGACAACAGUUAUGAAGCAAGUUCACAACCAACUCUUGGAGGAACCCAAAUUUAAUGAAGUUAUUUGGGUAAAAGUGUCAAGAGACUUUGACAUUAUUGUCCAGCAAAGAAAGAGGUUUGAUAUUCUCAAGUUUCAGAAAAGGAUUGCAAGUAGCUUGGGAUUAGAACUGAAGCCCGAGGAUCAUGAGAAUGAAACCAAGCUUGCAGGAUUGAUUUCACAAAGGUUGAGGCAAGGCAACUCUGUGCUAAUUCUAGAUGAUGUGUGGCAGCAAUUUUGUCUAGAAGAUGUUGGAAUUCCUAUUCUAGAUGGAAAUAAUGGUUGCAAGUUAAUACUCACAACGCGGUUACACGAAGUUGCUCGUGCAAUGGAGUGUGAGGUGAUCUCUCUGAAUCCUCUUCCACCUAAAGAAGCAUUAGCAUUAUUCUUGGAGAAAGUUGGAAGUGCAGUGUUGUCAGAUGGCAGAAUUAAAGUAGAUAUAAAGCCAUUUUUGGAGCAAAUUUUGCAGAAAUGUGGUGGAGUACCUCUUGCUAUAGUGAUAGUGGCAAAAUCAAUGAGAGGGAAAUUACUUCCCUGUCAUUGGAAGUUGGCACUUUCUGAAUUUAGUAAACUUGAAAGCAUUAUUGAUUGUUUGAAAUUCAGUUAUGAAUCCCUAGAACCACAAUGCCAAGAGUGUUUUCUAUACUGUGCAUUGUAUCCUGAAGAUGCUGAAAUCUACAAGGAUGAGUUAAUUGAGUAUUGGAUUGAGGAGGGGCUUAUAUAUAAAGAAGGGAUAACUAGGGAGGCAAUGAAUUGGAAAGGUCAUGAUAUACUUGAUAAGCUGGUUGACAGUUGCUUGUUGGAGUUGGCUAGAGGCCAUGAAUUUUAUGUGAGUAUGCAUGAUCUUCUCCGAGAAAUGGCAUUGGAAAUCAGUCCUCAAUUCUUGGUGAAAGCUGGCAUGGCCUUGGAAAAGUUACCAGAGGAGGAUGAAUGGAGAGAAGAUCUUUUGAAGGUUUCUUUAAUGGAGAAUCACAUAACAGAAAUUCCUUUAAGCAUGCUGCCUCCAAAGUGUCCUAUGCUCACAACCUUGCUGUUGUCCAAUAACAAGAUUUCAACAAUUCCAGAAGCUUUUUUUGAGCAUAUGCUUGGGCUCAAGAUUCUUGAUCUUUCGGACAAUCCUGAGCUAAGUAGGCUGCCGAGUUCUGUUUCCAAAUCGGAGAAGCUUACUACAUUAUUGCUAUAUGGUUGUGAAUCCUUGAUAGAGGUACCAUUUUUAUCCAACCUUGUAGGCUUAAAAAAGUUGGACCUUUCUUGGACAUCAAUUGAAGAACUACCCCAAGGCCUCAACAUGUUAACAAAUCUAAAAUAUCUUGGUCUUGGUGGAAGAUUAUCUGAAACACUUGAUGAACCGCUACAAAAUCUCUCCAAACUUCAGCAUUUACUAAUAAAUGUCGAACCCGAUGCUGAAACAGAAUCUAAACGAGAGCCGAUUGGAAUUUGGGGGAAGCUUCAAAACCUUGAGAAGCUGGAUCUUCAAGGUUUGGAUAACUCAAAUGCGAUGUUUGGGGAAAUAAGAGCCGUUGCUGAGUCAACACCGCUACCAGCUGGCACAUUUUCCUCUCUUCAAUAUAUUAGUGUUUCUUAUUGUGAUAAAAUAAAGAAGUUAUUCUCGGUUAGGUGGUUGGGAUAUCUUCAGAAACUACAAACUAUUGAGGUUAAUUUUUGUGAGCAACUGGAGGAGAUAAUAGGGUCUGAAUCUGAAGAAAGAGAAAAAGUCACUCUACCCAACUUAGAAAGGUUGGAAUUGGCCGUUUUGCCCCAAUUGAAGAGCAUCUAUAACGGAGGAGAAAAAGUCACUCUACCCAAGUUAGAAAGGUUGGAAUUGGAACAAUUGCCCCAAUUGAAGAUCAUCUCUAGCGGUUCUUUGAUUUGUGAUUCCAUCAAGAAGAUUGUAAUUAAGGAUUGCGAAGAUAUAGAGAGUGUUUUUUGGUCAGGGUUCAACCCACUUCCAAACCUUGAAUAUCUAGAAGUUUACUUUUUAAACAAUCUGAAAUGCGUGUUUGAUGAAGAAGGUCUUGGUUUAUCGCCACUUGAACCUCCCACAAGCUUUUUCUCUCUUAAAGAAAUUAGGGUUGGUAGUUGUGGUCAAUUAAAGAAGGUAUUCUCAUCUGGAUGGUUGCUCCGCUGCUUCCAAUCUCUUCAGACUAUUGAGGUUUCAUGUUGUUAUCAAAUGGAGGAGCUGAUAUCAUCAUCGGCACAUGAAGAAGAAAAAGUCACUUUACCCAAGUUACAGGGCUUGAAAUUAACAAGGUUACUCUUAUUGAAGAGCAUCUGUAGCAGCUCCAGUGUGUUGAUUUGUGAUUCCAUUCAGAGUCUGGUGAUUUUCGAGUGUGAGAAGCUAAAGAGAAUUCCUCUGAAUUUUCCCUUGCUUGAUAAUGCUCAAUCAUCUCAUCCUCCUUCCCUCAAAGAAAUUGUGGUAUGGCCAAAAGAAUGGUGGGAAUCAUUGGAAUGGGACCAUCCCAAUGCAAAAGACAUCCUUUUUCCCUUCUGUAAAUUUCAGCAGAAACGGGGGUAGGGCACACCGAAAAUCAAAAUUGGAAUUCGGCCCUAUAACCACAAGAAAGUCAAAGGAAAUCACAUUUGCAUUUGUCGUUGUUGCUGUUGGGUUUUCAAUUUAAUAUAAACUUACUAUUCUUCAUUUUUCUUUUUCUGUGUCUAUAUUAUGUGUUUAAAUGUGUAAAAUUAUAAGUGGAAAACUAGAAAUGUUUGUUUCUUUGUUAUCUGUGUAAUGUUGUCUUUGAAACUGUGUGCAAAAAAGACUUGAAACUGUA
Molecule: messenger RNA, 4008 nt
Organism: Rubroshorea leprosula
Lineage: Eukaryota; Viridiplantae; Streptophyta; Magnoliopsida; Malvales; Dipterocarpaceae
Source: the annotation of a GenBank genome assembly